AUGCCCACGCGCCCGACCUGCCUGUCUCUAUCCGUCCCCAACAAAUUCCAAUCGCUCAUUAGGACACCUGAGGAGUUCGCGGAGGGCCAUGUCCCAGGCGCGAUCAACCUGCCGGUUGCUGUGCAGCCCCCGGGCGGCGGCGCAGGCCAUGACGCCCUGCUGCCAAACGCCUCGUUUGUGGAAGAGGCCAAGAAGAAGUUCCCUGAGAAUGGCUCGAAGAUUGUGCUGGCCUGCGGUGCGGGGCGCCGUGCGGCGCGUGCGGCUGACCUACUGGAGGCCGCCGGCUACGGCGACCUGAAGGUCUUCAAGGCGGGCUGGACGGGCUGGAAGGCCGAGGGGCGCCCUGAGGAGAAGCAGUGA
Messenger RNA from Monoraphidium neglectum, 360 nucleotides. RefSeq lists its product as hypothetical. The record is from RefSeq and is a predicted model, not a curated record. The coding region runs from base 1 to 360 and encodes 119 amino acids. Lineage: Eukaryota; Viridiplantae; Chlorophyta; Chlorophyceae; Sphaeropleales; Selenastraceae. The transcript has 3 exons. Gene Ontology annotation, molecular function: thiosulfate-cyanide sulfurtransferase activity.